AUGUCAGCCCGCCAGCGAUCGAAGACGGGUGGGUCCACCUAUACCGCGUCUUAUGCCUUCUUUGAAGCGAUAUGGGAGGCCGGUAUUACGCACUGCUUUGUGAAUCUUGGCUCUGAUCAUCCAAGUAUCAUGGAAGCCAUGGCCAAGGGACGCCAGGAGCAGGGUGCACAUUUCCCCAGAAUCAUCACCUGCCCACACGAGAUGGUUGCCCUGUCCAUGGCGGAUGGGUACGCUAGAGUGACGAACAGACCUCAAUGCGUGAUCGUACACACGGACGUCGGGACGCAGAAUCUGGGUGCUGCUGUGCACAAUGCCUCCACUGGCCGUGCGCCGGUCCUCAUCUUCGCCGGACUGUCACCUUACACGACCCAUGGUGAGUAUCGAGGCUCACGUACCGAAUACAUUCACUGGAUUCAGGACAUCCCUGAUCAGAAGGCGAUUCUUGCACAAUACUGCCGCUACACUGGCGAGAUCAAGCGAGGCGCCAACAUCAAGCAGAUGGUGAACCGCGCUUUGACAUUCGCGCAAAGCGAGCCCAAGGGACCUGUGUAUCUGUAUGGUGCCCGUGAAGCAGUCGAGGAAGACAUCGAACCGUACUCCCUGAACCAGUCUCACUGGACCGCCGUGGAACCAGCGGCCCUUACUUCCGAGCAAGCAACCCGAAUCGCCCACUUUCUGGUCAAGGCCGAAAGACCGCUGGUCAUCACCGGCUACAGUGGAAGAAAACACUCCACAGUGGACAGUCUCCGUACGCUUGCAGAUGCUGUACCUGGACUUCGCGUUCUGGACACAGGGGGAUGCGACAUGAACUUCCCUGCUGACCACCCAGCCUGGCAAGGCUUUCGACUCGGCAGUCACAGCAGCAUCCGAGACGCCGAUGUCAUCCUCGUCCUGGACUGUGACGUGCCUUGGGUUCCGACGCAAUGUGCGCCCGACGAAAAUGCAACCAUCCUCCACAUCGACAGCGAUCCAUUGAAAAGUCUCAUGCCCGUCUUUUGGAUCGACGCAGUCGCACGAUUCAGAGUCGACAGUGGCGUUGCAUUGCGCCAGAUCAUUGACAACAUCGCCUUAACUCCCGAACUCGAAUUGAUGCUGCGCGGUCCAUGCUACAGCACACGCUGGACGGCACUCCAGAAGGCGCACGAGCAAAGACUUCAAGAAAUUUCAGCGGCCAUCCGCGUUGAGGAUGACGGCUCUUACAAUGCCGCAUUUCUCGCAAGCGCCGCUCGCAAGGCCUGUCCCAAAGAGACCAUCUGGGCCAUCGAGGCUGUCACGAAUGCUCAAAUCAUCGCAGACCAAAUCCAAGCCACUAUUCCAGGAAGCUGGAUCAAUUGCGGUGGUGGCGGGCUCGGAUGGUCCGGCGGUGGAGCGCUAGGCAUCAAGUUGGCCUCGGAGUUCGAGGAUGCUGGCAGCGGCAAGUUCGUCUGUCAAAUUGUCGGAGACGGCACAUAUAUGUUCAGCGUCCCGAGCACAGUUGCCUGGAUCUCGCAGCGCUAUGGCAUCCCGGUGCCGACCAUUGUGCUGAACAACAAAGGUUGGAACGCACCCCGCCAUUCAAUGGUCCUGGUCCACCCCGACGGCGUGGGAUCCAAGGUGACCAACCAAGAGCUCAACAUCUCAUUCGAAGCGACACCAGAUUAUUCAGGCAUAGCAAAGGCAGGCUCGGGCGGGAAGUGCUUCACCGGGAUAGCCAACACAGCGAGAGAGCUAGAGAAGAUACUGUCAGAAGCCGUCAAGACAGUCCAAGGGGGUGUCAGUGCUGUCAUUGAUGCCCGUAUCCCUGGUCUGGAAGCCAACUAUCGCCCCUCGAAGUAG
Molecule: messenger RNA, 1815 nt
Organism: Zymoseptoria tritici IPO323
Lineage: Eukaryota; Fungi; Ascomycota; Dothideomycetes; Mycosphaerellales; Mycosphaerellaceae
Exons: 4
Coding region: 1-1815 (604 amino acids)
Biological process (GO): L-valine biosynthetic process
Cellular component (GO): mitochondrion; acetolactate synthase complex
Molecular function (GO): thiamine pyrophosphate binding; acetolactate synthase activity; magnesium ion binding
Source: RefSeq, a predicted model, not a curated record